Molecule: messenger RNA, 804 nt
Organism: Sclerotinia sclerotiorum 1980 UF-70
Lineage: Eukaryota; Fungi; Ascomycota; Leotiomycetes; Helotiales; Sclerotiniaceae
Exons: 1
Coding region: 1-804 (267 amino acids)
Biological process (GO): tRNA wobble uridine modification
Cellular component (GO): nucleus; cytoplasm
Molecular function (GO): tRNA binding; S-adenosylmethionine-dependent methyltransferase activity
Source: RefSeq, a predicted model, not a curated record
AUGGCAACCCAACCAAUCCCCGAAGAAUCCCACUCCGAUUCAUCCCACCCAAAAGUCCCCCUACCCAAAUCCGCACCCGAAUCCACACCUAUAGACUCUCCCCCCAGCAUCCCCGAAAACUACGAAGAACAAAACGUGCACGCAGUCUACGAACAAAUCGCCUCCCACUUCUCCUCCACCCGCUACAAAGCCUGGCCCAUCGUAAAAACCUUCCUCCAAACCCUCCCCCCUGGAUCCAUCGGCCUCGACAUCGGCUGCGGCAAUGGAAAAUAUCUCCUCGUAAACCCGGACAUCUUCAUCAUCGGCUCGGACCGCUCUACAAACCUAGCUAAAAUAGCUAGCGCGCAUCAACCACACUCUGCUAUUGUAGCCGAUACACUAGCAUUACCACACCCAGAGGGAAAAUUCGAUUUCGCAAUCAGCAUAGCAGUGAUCCACCAUCUAUCUACCCCUCCUCGUCGCCGCGAGGCCGUAUCCUCUAUUCUCGCUACGCUAUCUCCCUCCUCGGGAAAAGCACUAAUCUAUGUCUGGGCACUGGAGCAAUCAUUCUCCCGUCGCGGCUGGGACUCCACAAAUCCCCAAGAUGUCAUGGUACCCUGGGUCAUGCGCACGGGCAAAAAGAUAGCUGCCGAUGGAAGUGUUGCACAACCGGCUUCGGAAAAGACAUUUCAACGUUAUUACCAUUUGUAUCGGGCCGGUGAACUAGAGGAGGAUAUUAGAUCCGUAGGAGGCGUAGUGGUAGAAAGUGGAUACGAAAAGGAUAAUUGGUGGGCUAUUUGUUCGAGGGGCGAUGCAAGCGGGUGA